This is a messenger RNA of Dovyalis caffra, 480 nucleotides long. The record is from the annotation of a GenBank genome assembly. Lineage: Eukaryota; Viridiplantae; Streptophyta; Magnoliopsida; Malpighiales; Salicaceae.
AUGUCUCGGGGAACUCUGUAUUGUUUACCCUACCGCCAUUGCUUGGCGGGAUUUUCAUCUCCAAUUGCGGUGUCAUGGAUGUUCACUAUGACCUUAUUAACCCGAGUGGCCGAAACCGAGUCUCUAUCAUCCUCCUCUAAAUUCCAUGCGGGACGCACGGCGGGAGGCCAAAAAGGUGGAUGCAUUAUUGGAUGUCCCCGAGUCACGAAGACAUCGCCGAGGUCUGAAAUAAAAGAAAAUCAAUCACCAACGGCUAGCAUUCAUCAAGUGAUCUCAUCUACUAGAUACCUUGUAGGAGGGGAGAGAGAUUACUUGAACUUCUCAAUUGAACUAUCUAAAAGCUUUUUUGCUGAGGCUUCUUUACGGGACGGUUUAAUUGACUUUCUCCUUCAUUGUGAACACAAACGGAAUUCUCUUCUCGGACUAGAAAUAUCGGAAAGUAAGGAAGGAUCAAAACAAAGAAGAUCGGUGAGUGAGUAG